This is a messenger RNA of Drosophila santomea, 2617 nucleotides long. RefSeq names its product protein suppressor of forked (gene su(f)). Gene Ontology annotation, cellular component: nucleus. Gene Ontology annotation, molecular function: mRNA binding; protein binding. The coding region runs from base 326 to 2527 and encodes 733 amino acids. The record is from RefSeq and is a predicted model, not a curated record. NCBI's taxonomy places the organism in Eukaryota, Metazoa, Arthropoda, Insecta, Diptera, Drosophilidae. Gene Ontology annotation, biological process: mRNA 3'-end processing. The transcript is spliced from 9 exons.
AAUCUCAGCAAGUCUUGCGAUUGUUUUGGUCAGGCCCGCAAAGUGAUUUGGCGAUGACAUAUCGCAGUGUCAUUCAAUUAAUCGUCGAUAUCGAAGCCGCAUUGCAACUUCUAAAAUAAAUAAUACUUCUAAAUAAGUAAGCGGUCUCCAAGCGGGUCUUUAGGCGAUUGCGUAGCGAAUCCACCAGCAAGAAAUCCACCGGAAAAAAGGGGCAUUUCUGAGCCAAGGAGCAGCGCAAGCAGGACACAAGCAAAAAGGGCGAAAGAGUGGAGGCAAAUUGUUUGGGAAAUACAACGCCUAUUAGCAACGGCCGGAAGCUAAAGCAAUGUCGUCGGCUAGGGACCUUAUCAAAAUCGACAUAGAAUGGGGUAUGGAGCGCCUGGUGCGGGCUCAGCAAGUGGUGGAGUUGCGGCCCUUUGACAUCGAGUCCUGGAGCGUCAUGAUCCGCGAGGCUCAAACACGGCCAAUCCACGAAGUGCGCAGCCUUUACGAGUCGCUAGUUAAUGUGUUCCCGACGACCGCUCGUUACUGGAAACUGUACAUUGAGAUGGAGAUGCGCAGCCGGUACUACGAACGCGUGGAGAAACUUUUUCAGCGCUGCCUAGUCAAGAUUUUGAACAUAGACCUCUGGAAGCUCUAUCUUACCUACGUAAAGGAAACCAAGUCGGGUCUCAGCACUCACAAAGAAAAAAUGGCCCAGGCUUAUGAUUUUGCACUGGAGAAAAUCGGUAUGGAUCUACACUCGUUCAGCAUUUGGCAGGAUUACAUAUACUUUCUGCGUGGCGUUGAAGCAGUGGGCAACUAUGCUGAGAACCAGAAGAUCACAGCCGUACGCCGCGUCUAUCAAAAGGCGGUAGUCACACCCAUCGUGGGCAUCGAGCAGUUGUGGAAAGAUUAUAUCGCCUUCGAGCAAAACAUAAACCCUAUAAUAUCGGAGAAAAUGAGUCUGGAGCGAUCAAAGGAUUACAUGAACGCCCGCCGUGUUGCCAAAGAGUUGGAAUACCACACAAAGGGUCUUAAUCGCAACCUGCCAGCCGUCCCACCCACGCUCACAAAGGAGGAGGUGAAGCAAGUGGAGCUGUGGAAGCGCUUUAUCACGUACGAGAAGUCGAAUCCGUUGCGCACUGAAGACACGGCCUUAGUCACCCGUCGCGUCAUGUUCGCCACGGAACAAUGUUUGCUGGUGCUCACCCACCAUCCGGCAGUGUGGCACCAGGCCUCCCAAUUUCUGGACACCAGUGCUCGCGUGCUCACCGAGAAAGGCGACGUCCAGGCGGCUAAGAUUUUUGCGGACGAGUGCGCUAAUAUACUGGAGAGGUCUAUAAACGGCGUGUUAAACCGGAAUGCGUUGCUAUAUUUUGCCUAUGCGGACUUUGAAGAAGGACGGCUAAAGUACGAGAAGGUGCACUCCAUGUACAACAAGCUGUUACAGUUGCCAGACAUUGAUCCCACAUUGGUUUAUGUUCAGUACAUGAAGUUCGCCCGUCGUGCUGAGGGGAUCAAGUCGGCCCGUAGCAUUUUUAAGAAAGCUCGGGAGGACGUACGGUCGCGUUAUCACAUUUUUGUGGCCGCUGCUCUAAUGGAGUACUAUUGCUCCAAGGACAAGGAAAUCGCGUUCCGCAUCUUCGAGCUGGGACUUAAGCGUUUUGGUGGCAGUCCAGAGUACGUAAUGUGCUACAUUGACUACCUGUCCCAUCUGAACGAGGACAAUAAUACGCGGGUCCUGUUCGAACGGGUACUUAGUUCUGGCGGUUUGUCGCCGCACAAGAGUGUUGAGGUUUGGAAUCGCUUCCUCGAGUUCGAGUCUAAUAUUGGGGAUCUUUCCAGCAUCGUUAAGGUCGAACGUCGCCGUAGUGCCGUAUUCGAGAACCUUAAAGAGUAUGAGGGUAAGGAGACCGCCCAGCUGGUUGAUCGCUACAAAUUUCUGGACCUAUACCCAUGCACCAGCACCGAGCUGAAGUCCAUAGGGUAUGCUGAGAAUGUGGGAAUUAUACUGAACAAGGUGGGUGGUGGAGUUCAAAGCCAAAGCGCCGGAGAAGUCGACACAGAUAGCGAGGCUGCGCCGCCGUUGCCACGUCCGGAUUUUUCCCAGAUGAUUCCAUUCAAGGCGCGUCCGUGCGCUCAUCCUGGUGCCCAUCCACUUGCAGGCGGUGUAUUUCCGCAACCGCCAGCUCUGGCCGCCUUGUGCGCUACCCUGCCUCCACCGAACUCCUUCCGCGGACCCUUCGUCAGCGUAGAGCUACUCUUUGACAUCUUCAUGCGCCUCAAUCUUCCGGACUCUGCACCCCAACCGAAUGGAGACAACGAAUUGUCGCCUAAGAUCUUCGAUCUGGCCAAGUCGGUUCACUGGAUCGUGGACACAAGUACGUAUACGGGAGUGCAGCACAGUGUUACGGCAAUUCCUCCGCGGCGGCGACGACUGCUGCCUGGGGGCGAUGACAGUGACGACGAGUUGCAGACCGCUGUGCCGCCCACCCACGAUAUAUAUCGCUUGCGGCAGCUAAAGCGUUUUGCCAAGUCCAAUUAAGGAUCGUUGAACAGACAGACUUACACUUAUUUCUUUCAAUUAAUGCACUUAUAACAAAUACAACUAAAAUAAACCACAAAUACUUUGGCA